CCUCAGUUUGAAGGAGUCCGGAUCGCAUAGCCCUCAGAAGUUAAUUGAGGCAUCACUGCAGGAGAGUGCUGAGGAGAUGGUGCAGUGAGAACAUCCGAGAAGAUUAAACCUGACAACUGUUAGAGGAGUUUGUUCGAGUUUUUUUAAUCUCUUUUCUCCGGUGAAGUUGGAUGGAGUGAUUGAUACUCACAUCAGUUUGAAUUACCGUGUGGGGGCUGUGGUUUUUUUGUGCACAAUGGAUUUACACAUUUCCAGACGGACAGAAGUGUUACUCGUUGUUUUCAUAUUGUUCAGCCUUCUGUAUGGCUCCAGAGGAGAAAUCCCUCCGAAACCGACCGGCGGUGUCACGAUUGUCCCCCCCGUCAAGCCCGAUGGCCCCCAGGCCUUUCCAGACGCGGAAAAGGCAAAUUUACCCGUGUUUACAAUGGAUUACCCAAGAAUACAGAUCCCAUUUGAAAUCACUCUUUGGGUGCUGCUGGCUUCAUUCGCAAAAAUUGGUUUCCAUGUAUACCACAAGAUCACCAUCUGGGUGCCCGAGUCCUGCCUUCUGAUCAGCAUUGGUCUGAUUGUGGGUGGCAUCAUGCACUCUGUCCAUGAGGAGCCCCCCGCUGUGCUCAGCAGCAAUGUCUUCUUCCUCUACAUGCUGCCCCCCAUCGUCCUGGAUUCGGGCUACUUCAUGCCCACCAGGCCUUUCUUCGAGAACAUUGGCACGGUGUUGUGGUUUGCAGUGGUGGGGACUCUGUGGAACAGCAUCGGCAUUGGCAUGUCUCUGUUUGCCAUCUGUCAGAUCGAGGCGUUUGAAGUGCAGGACAUCAACCUGCAGGAAAACCUGCUGUUUGCCUCCAUCAUCUCGGCUGUGGAUCCUGUGGCUGUGCUGAGUGUGUUUGAGGACGUGUCUGUCAACGAGCAGCUCUACAUUGUGGUGUUUGGGGAAUGCCUCUUCAAUGAUGCCGUCACUGUGGUGUUGUACAACAUGUUCAACUUUGUGGCGGAGAUGCCGGUUGUGGAGCCAGUGGAUGUUUUCCUUGGGGUGGCGAGGUUCUUCGUGGUCGGGCUCGGUGGGAUGGGCUUCGGUAUCCUGUUUGGCUUCGUGGCCGCCUUCACCACAAGAUUCACCUCCAGGGUCCGAGAAAUAGAGCCGCUCUUCAUAUUCAUGUACAGCUACCUGGCCUAUCUGGUGGCCGAGCUCUUCGCCAUCUCGUCUAUCAUGGCCAUCGUGACCUGCGCGCUCACCAUGAAGUACUAUGUGGAGGAAAAUGUUUCCCAGCGUUCCUGCACAACCAUUCGCCACGUGGUCAAGAUGCUCGGCUCCAUCUCUGAGACCCUCAUCUUCUUCUUCCUGGGGGUCGUCACGAUAACAACGGAACACGAGUGGAACUGGGGCUAUAUCCUGUUCACCUUGCUGUUUGCUUUUAUAUGGAGAGGGCUGGGUGUCUUGGUGUUGACUCAGAUCAUUAAUCCUUUCCGCACCAUCCCAUUUCACCUGAAAGACCAAUUUGGUCUGGCCUAUGGCGGCCUGCGAGGUGCAAUUUCAUUUGCCUUGGUCUUCACUCUUCCUGAUAACAUCGGCCGCAAGCAGCUCUUUGUCACUGCCACCAUUGCUAUCAUCCUCUUCACUGUCUUUCUUCAGGGCAUCAGUAUUCGACCUUUGAUCGAGUACAUCAACGUCCGCAGAACCAACCGCAAUCUGGACACCAUCAAUGUGGAGGUUCACUGCAGGCUCAUGGAGCACACCAUCGCCGGCAUAGAGGACCUCUGCGGACAGUGGAGCCACUUCUACUGGAAAGACAAGUUUAUGAAGUUCAACAAUCGAAUCCUGCGGAGGAUCCUGAUCCGAGACAACCGGGCUGAGUCCAGUAUUGUGGCGCUGUAUAAGAAGCUAGAACUGCAGAACGCCAUGGAGAUCCUGGACACGGUGUCUGGAGACAUCAGUGCUGCUCCAUCUAUCGUGUCUCUCUAUGAAGAAAAGAAAAACUCUGGUAAACCUAAGAAGAAGUUCCUGGCUAGUGACCUGAAGAGCAUGCAUGACAUCCUGUCCAAGAACAUGUACAAGAUCAGGCAACGGACGGUGGCAUACACAAAUAAGCAUGCCCUUCCCAAUGACAGCCAGACAAAAGAGAUACUGAUCAGACGACACACCAGCAUCCGUCGAAGCCUCCGACCUGGCAGCUUUCAGUCAUCGGUGGUGCCCAAAUCUCAUAAGUACUUCUCUCUUCCUGCUGGGAAAAGUCUGGAAUCAAAAUUUCCUCCCACGAGGCUGAGCUACACAGAUGAUCAGGAAACAAUGUCAGAGGUGGCCUACCCCUCCAGACGUUCUCGUUUUCACCAGCCUGGGCGCUCCUCCUCCAGAGCUAUGAUGCCUCUACAAAGGUUGGACACUCUAAAAGAGGCGCCCUCUGUUGAUGUGCUGGAUGAAAGCACAGGGGAGAGAGGCCGGAUGGGGCAUGGCAUGUCCAGAACAAACUCCUCCUCCAGCAAUGCCCGCAUACCUGCUCCUCGCCGUCAAUUCCCCCCCUCUGUUGACCAUGACAGCAGUUCAGCUGAUAACUUCAGAAAUGGGCAUCAUGAAGCAACAGCAGAAGAGGAGGAACAGCAGCAGCAGCAGCAGCCUUCGUCUCCAACUCCAGCCUGGGCAGCUGAAACCCAAGACAACACAGCACAAAACCCCCUGCUCAGACGGCCUCAGUGGAACCCGAAGAGGAAGUAAAGGUGUGCCUGGGCUUUCAGAGAGCAGCUGGCCUGCCACAGACUGAAUCUCAUGAUCUCAAGCAUCUCCAGGGUCUGUACAUAAAACUGUGUAUUAAUACCACAAAAAGGCAGAGUUUGUGAACACUGGAGGUCCAUUCAUUUCUUAUUGGAGGUGAACCAACCUCCAAAAUGAACCAGGCUGGAGAGUAAUAUCUUGAAGUCAGAAGCACAGUGCACUGUAGUGAAGGAACUGUAUAUGAACUGGCAACAGUGAGUCAUUCUGCCAAUUCAAUUUCAACCGUUGACAUCAAUGUGAUUUUAAAUACUUUUUAUCUUGUACUUUUUUCUAAAUGUUUAAAGACAAUCUAAUUUAAACUAUUUUAUUUUGAGUGAUUAUUUCUUUGUCCUUACAUGUAAAUACUAUACUUUUUUUGUAUGUUAUUGCCUAUUGUGUGUGACAGAUGUAUGAUUGAUAUAGGCCAUAUUAUGUUUAAGAUGAGGACUUAUUGCUGUGCAGUACAGAGUACUCCUGACUAUCUGUAAGCCUUUUGUAUGUCUGUUACACUGAUGGACCUCACAAAUCUCGGCCCACUUCGUUUUUUUCUUUCUGCAAUAAAUUUUCUACAUUGUUGAAA
Molecule: messenger RNA, 3323 nt
Organism: Dicentrarchus labrax (European seabass)
Lineage: Eukaryota; Metazoa; Chordata; Actinopteri; Moronidae
Gene: slc9a2
Product: solute carrier family 9 member 2
Exons: 13
Coding region: 236-2707 (823 amino acids)
Biological process (GO): proton transmembrane transport; regulation of pH; sodium ion transport
Cellular component (GO): membrane
Molecular function (GO): sodium:proton antiporter activity
Source: RefSeq, a predicted model, not a curated record